UUCUAAAACAUUACUUAACCUCACUAUAACCAACAAAUAUUCAAAAUACUGUUGCUUAGCGAUAAACAGUUGGUUCGUUUGCAGAAAUAUGGUAGAAUCGCAGAAUAACGUGUGCUGUCCCAAGCCUGGAGCUGGUGGAGAAAAGUUGAAGGUAUUGGCAAUACAUGGCUACAGACAAAAUGCAGAAGUCUUCAGGCAGAAGACAGGUUCCUUCCGGAAGAUGGUCCACAAGUGGGUACAGUUCACGUAUGUAACGGCCCCACACAAAGUCAUUUUGGUGGAUGAACUCAACAAUGAUGGAGAGGAGGUCAACAUCGGACAAAGUGCAGACGAAGAGCAAUACGGAUGGUUCUUCAACAGGGAUAACAAGACAUACAGGGGUAUAAGGAAAGGAGGUCCCGCAGUUGGUUUUGAAGAGAGCUUGAAGUUUAUUGAAAAAGUGGUGGAGGAGCAGGGACCAUUCAAUGGGAUCAUGGGAUUCUCACAAGGCGCCUGCUUUGUAGGGCUUCUGUGCGACCUUCAAGCCAGAGGAAUGCUUCCCUACAAAUUCGAUUUUGCCAUCAUGGCAUCAGGCUUCAAAUCCGAUUGUCUACCGCACAAAAAGUAUUACUCCGAACCAAUCAGUAUACCCACCUUACACAUUUACGGCGAAACGGAUAACAUAAUUCCCACAGAAAUGAGCAAAUCCCUGGCCACCGUAUUUGGAGAGCCGCUCGAGAUUUCACAUCCCGGAGGGCAUUACCUGCCAGCUACCGCUGUGCAGAAAAAAGAUUACCAAACGUUUUUUAAAUUAUUUAUGAAUUAAGUAGAUGCAAUUUUUAACUUUUUAAGUUGAGAGCACUUUAAAUUAUCUAAUAAGACAUAUUUGACCCGCGGAAGCUAAGAAAUUAAAAAAAUAAAGUAUAUUUUAUUUUGAA
This is a messenger RNA of Nicrophorus vespilloides, 917 nucleotides long. RefSeq names its product esterase AGAP003155. The transcript is spliced from 4 exons. Gene Ontology annotation, cellular component: cytoplasm; nucleus. Gene Ontology annotation, biological process: response to retinoic acid. The coding region runs from base 89 to 805 and encodes 238 amino acids. The record is from RefSeq and is a predicted model, not a curated record. Lineage: Eukaryota; Metazoa; Arthropoda; Insecta; Coleoptera; Silphidae.